ACCGUUCAUGAGUUAGCCGUCACUUAAUGUUGUUUUAGGAAACAAACCGAUCAAGAAAUCUAGAACUCGGAAAGUUCUUCCAGUAGCACACACUUUUAAUAUAUCUACUUUUGUAUUGUGAAAGUAGUCAAUAAAUCCUUGAGGAGUUUUUGCCGAAAAUUUUAGGAUUUAAGAAGUCGGUGCAAUUCUUCUUUCUUAUUUUUACGUACCGAUCUCAAAGAGUCUCGUCAAUGAACGAGAAAAGAUAGUUGCGAGGCGACUAUUGAUUUGUCUGGCGACUAUUGUUCACUCGAAUGUCGGCUAGUCUGUCAACAAACUUCUGCGCAUCUUGAUCUCUUUUGAGAUGCCGAAAAGAGUCGUGGGAAUGGAAAUUUUGUAAUCUGAGCACAUCGCUUUCCUAUAUUGAGAUCGGCUCAUGCCUCCGCUGCUCACGUUUUGAAGACCGUUUGGAUCAUUUGGAGUUCGGUCGCUCGUCAUUGAAGAGACUCAUAUGGCAUCUGACAGAGCUGAGAGGGAAGCUGAUAGGCCGGGUUUAUCGUUUGAACCAGCGAAAAUCAGUUAGAGUGAUCUUCAACACUGAUCAUCUUUUCUUUUUUUUUGAGAGGAUGGAAGAAUUAGCCUUGUUUCUACCACUUCUAUUCUCUUCAUUCCUAUCUUUCUCAUAGCUUGCAGAAGAUUCGACGAACAAUAAAAGUCGAACAGCUCAUGGUACUAUAUGAUCUGACAUUUUCCGUUUCGGCCUUCCGCCACAUUCCCUUGCAAUCUCUAAAACGCACUUUUCGUCACAGUGUAUGAAAUCGUCAUAUAUGUCACACAGGGCAUUCGUGUGUAUCAUGUGGGACCUUGUACAUUGCACAGCGGAUUCGUGUACACCAUACAGUGCCUUCGUGCACAUUGUAUAUAUCGUUCCUCCACAUCAUACACUGCGUUCGUGCACAAGUUUCUGCGGCCAACAUUCAUGAUCAACAGGCAAACAUAUAUGUAUAUAUAGAUGCGGUUUUUUCAAGGUAAUAUCAUUUCGACCAGAAGAGGUGAGUAUGUAUUAGUGCAAACUAGCUUACUUAUAGAACAGACUCUUCACGAUGCAUUGAACUAUCUUACCCUCCAUUUUCUCCACUUCACCAGUGCCCUAUUUGAUUUCAUCAUUUUAUUGUUGUUUAAUACUGAUAACGCCGCUAAACUGAAAUGAAAUGUAGAGAUUUCAGUUAAAUCUCAAGAGACAACAUUGUUGAAUUUAGUCCAAGCUCUGCAUCCCAUGCCAGCAGUCGGUGGCUUAACGCAAUCGGAUGCACUGAAACUUCUUCGAGAGAAGGAAAAUCUGGACCGCGGCUGGGUUGCGGCACUACUCCAGUGGUCCACAGAGAAUGUCAUCAUGUCUAACCAUUCGACCGCUGUAUUAGAUUAUGAACGUCAUACUAAUUUAGCUGUUAAUACGAAGACUGCAGAUGAAUGCCGAAAUUUGUCAGAGCUCAGGCGCGAAAUCGAUACCAUCGAUCAUCUUAUUGUAAAGUUGAUCCAUCAUCGAUUGGAUUAUGCCUUAGCAGCAUUAAAAUUCAAGCUGGAUGGAAAGCCAAUACCCGAUAAUAGACGAAUUAUUCAACAGCUCAUUCAAAGACGGGAAUGGGCCGAAAACUACGGGCUCGAUCGAACAUUUAUUGAAUCUUUGUUCAAAUCAAUGAUUGAUUGGUAUAUGUCGCAGCAAAUAGCUUAUUAUAAAAUGCUCCAUCCCGGCGACGCGUCUGCGCAAUUUAAAAUUUGCUCACUGGCUGAAUUAAAAGCAGUGGAAUGCGAUUUGGAGUGGAUCGAUGUUUUACAUUACGGUCAACUAUUACGCUCUGCUUAUCGAAAAGCAGAAGACUUAGCUGAGCCUAUUCUGGUUAGUUAUACUCAGAAGACACCUAUAUUUU
Messenger RNA from Didymodactylos carnosus, 1907 nucleotides. The record is from the annotation of a GenBank genome assembly. NCBI's taxonomy places the organism in Eukaryota, Metazoa, Rotifera, Eurotatoria, Philodinida, Philodinidae.